AUGAUACCCUCCAAGAUGACCAGCGCUCACCCAGAGGAGGACGCUCUGGACACCUUUCUGCAGUACAUUGAGGAUAUGGGGAUGAAGGCAUAUGACGGCCUAGUGAUUCAGAAUGCCUCUGACAUUGCCCGAGAGAACGAUCGCUUGAGAAAUGAAACAAACCUGGCCUACCUGAAGGAGAAGAAUGAGAAACGCCGCAGACAGGAAGAAGCCAUAAAGCGCAUAGGUGGGGAGGUCGGGCGAGGCCACGACGCCGGCUACGUGGGCAAGCACUUCCGCAUGGGAUUCAUGACGAUGCCGGCCCCUCAGGACAGACUUCCCCAUCCGUGCUCCAGUGGCUUCACCGUGAGGUCGCAGUCCCUGCACUCGGUCGGGGGCACGGAGGAUGACAGCAGCUGUGGCUCCCGGAGACAGCCACCACCCAAGCCCAAGCGGGACCCCAGCACCAAGCUGAGCACCUCCUCGGAGACGGUCAACAGCACUGCGGCCACUAAGGGCGGGAGGCCAGCCGAGAGGCCUGAAGUGUCUGCCAAACCAAGACCCCACAGUGAUGAAUAUUCAAAGAAGAUUCCCCCUCCGAAACCUAAACGGAACCCAAACACUCAGCUUAGCACGUCCUUCGAUGAAACGUACAUCAAAAAGCACGGGCCCAGGAGGACAUCGCUGCCUCGGGACUCCUCCCUGUCCCAGGUCAGCACCCCGGCAGGAGACCCUGAGGAGGAGGAGCCCGUGUACAUCGAGAUGGUGGGGAACAUUCUCAGAGACUUCAGGAGAGAGGACGACGACCAGAGCGAGGCCGUCUACGAGGAAAUGAAAUACCCCAUUUUCGACGACUUAGGCCAAGAUUCCAAAGGCGACUUUGACCAUCACAGUUGUUCUUCGCAGUGUGCUACUCCCACGGUGCCUGACUUGGACUUCGCCAAGUCCUCAGUGCCAUGUACUCCUAAGGGUUUGCUUUGUGACAUCCCCCCGCCCUUUCCUAACUUGCUGUCUCACAGACCCCCUCUGCUGGUGUUCCCGCCAGCCCCUGUGCACUGCUCCCCCAAUUCCGACGAGUCUCCACUAACCCCGCUGGAAGUCACCAAGCUUCCCGUGUUGGAAAAUGUGUCUUACAUGAAACAGUCCGCGGGAGCCUCUCCAUCCUCCCUGCCAUCUCACACCUCCGGCCACUCGAAACUGGAGAAGGACCAGCCAGGAGCCCUGGGACCUGCCUCUGCCACGUCUGUGCUCUCCUCGUCCCCGCCGCCUCCUUCCACUUUGUACCGAACGCAGUCUCCCCAUGGCUACCCUAAAAGUCACUCCACCUCACCCUCGCCUGUCAGCAUGGGCAGGUCCCUGACCCCGCUGAGCCUCAAGAGGCCUCCCCCCUACGACGCCGUGCAUUCAGGAAGCCUCUCCAGGAGCUCUCCCUCAGUGCCUCAUUCCACCCCCAGACCCGUGUCGCAAGAUGGGGCCAAGAUGGUCAACGCUGCGGUGAACACCUACGGGGCGGCUCAGAGUGGCUCUAGGUCCAGAACACCCACGAGUCCUUUGGAAGAACUCACCAGCCUCUUUACCUCAGGACGCAGCCUGCUGAGGAAGUCAUCCAGUGGCCGACGUUCCAAGGAGCCAGCAGAAAAAUCCACAGAGGAGCUGAAAGUCCGAAGUCAUAGCACAGAGCCACUGCCCAAGUUGGAAAGCAAAGAGAGAGGGCACCAUGGGUCAUCAUCCUCGAGAGAGCCUAUCAAAGCUCAGGAAUGGGAUGGAACACCAGGUCCACCUGUGGUCACCAGUAGGAUGGGAAGGUGCUCUGUGAGCCCCACCUUGUUGGCAGGAAACCACAGCUCAGAACCUAAAGUAAGCUGCAAGUUAGGCCGAUCUGCAUCCACAUCAGGUGUGCCUCCGCCCUCGGCUCCUCCUCUCAGGCAAGCCAGUGACCUGCAACAGAGCCAGGUGGCUUGCAUGCAGUGGUUUCAUGGAGACCAUACAAUGCUUGAGAUGAUUGAGAAAAAGCGUUGCUUGUGCAAGGAAAUAAAGGCUAGACAGAAAACGGAAAAGGGCCUUUGCAAACAGGAUAGCAUGCCUAUCCUACCCAGCUGGAAGAAGAGCACAGGUGCAAAGAAGUGCAGCCCUCCACCAUAUUCUAAACAGCAAACGGUAUUCUGGGACACUGCCAUCUGA
Messenger RNA from Marmota flaviventris (yellow-bellied marmot), 2160 nucleotides. It is a transcript of the gene Nyap2, whose product is annotated as neuronal tyrosine-phosphorylated phosphoinositide-3-kinase adaptor 2. The record is from RefSeq and is a predicted model, not a curated record. Gene Ontology annotation, biological process: neuron projection morphogenesis; phosphatidylinositol 3-kinase/protein kinase B signal transduction. NCBI's taxonomy places the organism in Eukaryota, Metazoa, Chordata, Mammalia, Rodentia, Sciuridae.